Messenger RNA from Talaromyces proteolyticus, 940 nucleotides. RefSeq names its product inner membrane protease atp23. Gene Ontology annotation, molecular function: metalloendopeptidase activity. The record is from RefSeq and is a predicted model, not a curated record. Bases 136 to 852 code for a protein of 238 amino acids. Gene Ontology annotation, biological process: mitochondrial protein processing; mitochondrial proton-transporting ATP synthase complex assembly. The transcript is spliced from 3 exons. NCBI's taxonomy places the organism in Eukaryota, Fungi, Ascomycota, Eurotiomycetes, Eurotiales, Trichocomaceae. Gene Ontology annotation, cellular component: extrinsic component of mitochondrial inner membrane.
AUGAUUUUUGCCUGUCGUCCGAUUGCGGACCCAUAAACUGAGGGCGUGCAUUAUUCUGCCAAUAUUUCCCGCUUUUACACUGAUUUUCUAAUUUCGCAUGUUGAGAGCAUUGUUGACUUUUAGACAAUAACGAAAAUGCCGGACUCACAAUCACCAGCGCAAUCGCAAGCGCCCCCAGCAUUAAAGGAUACUGGGUACGUGGAGGGCGAUGAUUUCUUCACACAAUGGACAAACAUAUUCUCCAUCUUGACGGGCAAAAUGUCUGCCGAGGGUAAGGAGCGAUUUCGCAUCGCGAAGGACGAUCGAAAUGAAGCGGCCGACUGUAAGAGGUGUGAAGAGCAACGCGACUAUCUUUUAAACUACAGCCCUACCAUACGUUACCUGAGUGACAAUAUACGCCAAUUGGGAGGGGAUCUUUCUAGCCAUAAUAUCUACUGCAGGCGCUGUACGCAAAGGAAGGCAGGUGGGUUCGACCCUGAUUAUGGGAUUCAGAUUUGCGCGAAUGAGAUGCGAGAUCAGGGACACCUGGAAGAUACAAUGGCGCAUGAAAUGGUACAUGCCUAUGAUCAUCUAAGAUUUAAGUUGGACUGGGACAGCAAUCUGAGGCAUGCGGCAUGCACUGAGAUACGAGCAAGUUCGCUGAGCGGCGAGUGUCGCUGGUCUCGGGAAUUUUUUAGGAGAGGGCAGUGGAAACUCACGCAACAACACCAGGAAUGCGUAAGGCGAAGGGCAAUACUCUCAGUGCGGGCACGACCGUUUUGUAAAGAUGAGGCGCAUGCAGAGAAGGUAGUAAACGAGGUGUGGGAAAGCUGUUUCCGGGAUACUCGACCUUUUGACGAAAUUUAUCGAUGAUAAAGAUCCCCAACUACUUUUUGUAUACUAGUAGAUUAUGACAACCAUACUCUUUGAAAUCCAGAAAUAAGAAAUACUCAAUUGAAGU